AUUGUUUGGUUACUUAGUUGUCGAUGAGCAGCUGUUGAAUAUCAAUAUAAAAUUAUUUAAAUAUUCAGUUUUAUUAUUUUCAAUUUUGUGAAAUGUAUGGACAACCAAUUCCUGUGAUACAAAGAAAACGAGAUGACGAAGAUGAAAUGUUAGACGGUUCACCUCCAGACAAACCAAAAUUAAUGGAAGGUGGAAAUUAUAUAAAAGAAGGUCGUGAUUCUGCAAAAAGUACUUGUUUAAUAUUUUCACCAAAAGAAGAAGAUCAAGUUGGUGCAUUGGGAAAAUAUUUGCAACUUUUUGCUAAACAUCAUGUGAACCUGUUGCACAUUGAAUCACGAAGUUCUUUACGUCAACAAAAUGGUUAUGAAUUUAUGGUAGAAUGUGCACCUGGUGGAAACCUUGGUGGAGCUAUUGAAGCAAUUCGAGUUCAAACAAACUAUUUUUCCAUAAUAUCAAGAAAUCACAAAAAUAAUAUUGACACAGUGCCUUGGUUUCCACGUAGAAUUCGUGAUCUUGAUAAAUUUGCAAAUCAAAUAUUAACAUAUGGCUCAGAAUUGGAUUCAGAUCAUCCUGGUUUUACUGACCCAGUUUAUCGUUCAAGACGUAAAUAUUUCGCUGAUAUUGCAUAUAAUUAUAAACAUGGUCAAGAAAUACCUCGAGUUGAUUACAGCCAAGAAGAGACAAAUACUUGGGGUGUUAUAUUUCGAAAAUUAACUGAGCUUUAUCCAAAGUAUGCUUGUCGUGAGCAUAAUCAUGUUUUUCCAUUAUUAAUUGAAAAUUGUGGAUACAGAGAAGAUAAUAUUCCACAACUUGAAGAUAUAUCAAAUUUUUUAAAAGAUUGUACAGGAUUUACAUUACGACCAGUUGCUGGUUUAUUAUCAUCACGUGACUUUUUAGCUGGUUUGGCAUUUAGAGUAUUUCAUAGUACCCAAUAUAUUCGACAUCACAGUAAACCACUGUACACGCCUGAACCUGAUGUGUGUCAUGAAGUAUUGGGUCACGUACCAAUGCUAGCUGAUCCAGCAUUUGCACAAUUUUCACAAGUCAUUGGCCUCGCAUCCCUUGGUGCACCAGAUGAAUACAUAGAAAAACUUGCAACUUGCUUUUGGUUUACUGUUGAAUUUGGAAUAUGCCGACAACAGGGAGAAUUAAAGGUUUAUGGAGCUGGUUUAUUAUCAUCAUUUGGUGAGCUUGAAUAUUCUCUCAGUGGAAAACCUGAGCUUAAACCAUUUGAACCAAAAAAGACAGCAUUACAAAAAUAUCCAAUUACGGAUUAUCAGCCAGUUUAUUUUGUUGCUGAAGAUUUUGAAGAUGCUAAAGAAAAAAUGGUUAAAUUUUCACAAACAAUACCAAGGAAAUUUGGUGUUCGUUAUGAUCCAUAUACACAGAGUGUCAGUAUAAUUGAUAGCAAAUAUCAAAUUGAAGAACUUGCUAUGAAUGUUAAUCAAGAAAUGGAAACACUAAUGGACGCACUGAGAAAAUUGAAAAAUUAAAUCAUUUUAUUGUUUAAAUUUUUUUUUCCAUUGUUUAUUAUUGUUAUUAAUUUACAUACGUAUAACAUUUAUAAUGUUUUUUUUUAUUUUUUAUUAUAAUAAUCAUGUCGAAUAAUUAUAUGUAAUUGAUUUAUUAAAAAAAUAUUUGUAUUUAAUUUUUAAUUAACAGUUAUUAAUUUUUAAUUUUUUUUUCGUAAUAAAUUUUGAAAAUUUAGUUCAAUUAUUUUGUAAUUAAAUUGUCCAACAAUACAUUUAUUAAUAUAUAAUUUUUUUAAAUUAAAAAAAAAUUUUUUUUCAGUAAAAAAAUAAGUUAAAACAUUAAAUUUUUAUAAUUUAAAAUUACAAAUAUAUCAAUUUUUUUUUUUACUGUAUUAUCAUCAUAAAAAGCAAAAAUUAUUUUCCAAUAACAAAAAAAUUUAAUUCAUUAUCAUUUUAAUGAUACUAUAAAAAUCAUUGGACUAUAAAUUAAUAGCUAAUAAAAAUAUAUCUUCUCUCGGAUGAUAUUGAUUUAUACAAAAAAUAAAAAUAAAAUCCACAAUUAAUUCAUAUAACAACAAUUUGAUAAAAUUACUAAAAUGUUUCAAACACUUUUUUCAUAUAAAAAAAAAACAACAACAAUUUAUAUGAAUACUAAUUUUAGAUAUCAAACAUUUGUCUUAAAC
Molecule: messenger RNA, 2155 nt
Organism: Aphidius gifuensis
Lineage: Eukaryota; Metazoa; Arthropoda; Insecta; Hymenoptera; Braconidae
Gene: Hn
Product: protein henna
Exons: 8
Coding region: 93-1493 (466 amino acids)
Biological process (GO): L-tyrosine biosynthetic process; L-phenylalanine catabolic process
Molecular function (GO): iron ion binding; phenylalanine 4-monooxygenase activity
Source: RefSeq, a predicted model, not a curated record